This is a messenger RNA of Spinacia oleracea (spinach), 1792 nucleotides long. RefSeq names its product cyclic dof factor 1. NCBI's taxonomy places the organism in Eukaryota, Viridiplantae, Streptophyta, Magnoliopsida, Caryophyllales, Amaranthaceae. Bases 121 to 1533 code for a protein of 470 amino acids. Gene Ontology annotation, molecular function: DNA binding; DNA-binding transcription factor activity. The transcript has 4 exons. The record is from RefSeq and is a predicted model, not a curated record. Gene Ontology annotation, biological process: regulation of DNA-templated transcription.
AUGGAACCCCCAUUUUCUCAUCAAUAUAAGUAUAUAACCCAUAUCUUUUUGUAAUACUAUCACUUUUUGGAACUAUUGCACCUACUUGAUUAAAAUUUUAUAUCUGCCACUGAUCAUAAGAUGAAGUGUAUAGCGCCAUUGUGGGAAUCGGGUGGUAGAAAUAUUCCAUUAGUGCCCUUGGAAAAUAGUACAAACUACAGCUAUCCCACUCCAACUAAGGGAACAAGAACAACACUGUUGGGCACUUGGGCUGGAACCCUGCAAUGGGUUAACAAGCGGAGAGGAACCGGGAAGUGUAAGAGAUUCUCACCCCAAAGAGCCCUGAUCCGGAUUGCACUCAAAGAUGUUUCUGAUGAUUUUGAUUAUGAUUGUGAAAGUACUUGUUCCGCUGAGGAUGUUCUAUGCUCAAAACAGGACAGAAACAGAGGAAAUGAGGAAUCUAUAACAAAAGAAACAGUAGUCAACAAGCAAGAAGAGGAACCAUCUUCAAACUCAGGUUUAGAAGAGCCUAAAACACCAACCACCCCUUCAACAAAUACUGAGAACCCAAAAACUCGUGCCAAUAACAAAGUAUGUUCAUCCCAAGACCUUUCUAAGAAAGAUCAAGACCAAAGUGAUCAAGCAAGCAGUAACUCUGAGUCACAAGAUGAAACCCUUUUGAAAAAACCUGAAAAAAUCCUCCCUUGUGCAAGGUGUAGUAGCAUGGACACAAAAUUCUGUUACUUUAACAACUACAAUAUUAGCCAGCCACGCCACUUCUGUAAAAAAUGUCAAAGAUACUGGACUGCUGGUGGCUCCAUGAGGAAUGUUCCGGUGGGCGCAGGCAGGCGGAAGAGCAAGAAUUAUGCGGCUUCUCAAAACCAUCAUCUAGUGAUUCCGGGAGCUUCUAAUGGACUAAUCCACCAUGUGAUGGGCCCAGAUGGAGCACUUGUUGCCUUUGGGAUGGAUUCAACUCAUUCAAAUGCUUCACAAAACUUUCACACAAAUGGGUUUUUCAGGUCUGAAAAUGAAACAAGAAGCUCCAUCAGUAAUGGAGGGGGAACAGAGAGUGUUCAGCCAGUUCCAUGUUUUCCUUACAUUUCAUGGCAACCAGGGUUUCCUGUAUCAUUUUACUCAACCACCUCACCUCAAUGGGGUGAAAAUGUAGCUGCAGCACCCUACAAUCUACAAUGGCUACCAACCCCAUCAUUGAACUCAGAUCAAUCUUCCACAACUUCCAGUCCUAAUAAUUCUACCACCCUUGGAAAACAUUCUAGAAGCUCGAAAGAGUUGGAAUUCGAGAAUUCAAGAGUUGUGAUGCCAAAGACAUUGAGAAUCGAUGAUCCUUUAGACGCUUCUAAGAGUUCGAUAUGGACUACUCUCGGGAUCAAGAACAACAAUCAUAAUGUUAGCUCUUCAAUCGGGAGAAUAGCUUUUUUGGGUGAGUCACAGCAAGCCAAGGAUAUGCCUGAUAUUGAAGCAUCAUCUAUGGUUCUACAAGCCAAUCCCGCGGCAUUCUCCAGAUCCCUUGCAUUUCAUGAAAUUGCACAAUGAGUGUUGCUUGACUGGAAUUUGAUCAAUGUAAUAUGUAACUAGAUAGUGACUUAAAAGUAGAUUUUGAUGAGUUUGUCAAUACCUGUAUUUAGGUGUGCCAUUGAAGCUGCACAAAUCAGCAAAUGAAGUACAAACUCUUCACGAAUUUGGCUUCUCAUUAGCUAAGAGGAGCCUUCCCCGUCCCCUUCCUUAUGUUUUCCUCAACUGAGUUUGUGUAUAUAUCUACCAAGUUUUUUCAACCAAGCAAUUCUUCUUACAA